GCACCAGUCGGCGAUAAAGUGUUAUCGGUUGUACAGUUACGAAUUGCAACGCAAAUAGUUUCGCAUCCGCGAAAAUCCUGAAGCAACUAAAAAAAUGACCCCGGUGAAACUAUUUAGUGUGCUGCUAAUCUGCGCCACUUUUAUCUUCGUCUGUGAAGCGCAGCUGACCUUUACCACGGGAUGGGGCAAGCGAUCUACGGCUCAACCGGGAUUGGACUUAUCGAAUUUGUUCGGUGCUCAGGACGGAUGUAAAUCUCCCGUCGAUUCGUUGAUGGUUAUCUAUAGGAUGAUUCAGAGCGAGGCCCAGAAAAUCCUGGAAUGUAACCAGAAGUGAAAGAAGAACAGGUUACUAUCAUCAAAGCACAAUAGGAAAUCAAGCUUAGUACGAACCAGAAGAGAAUGUUUUUGAUGUACAACUUAAAUUGAGGUAUCCAUUUUGUAAAUAAAACUGUUCAUGCACACGUUAGUGUAAAUUAGAAAUA
Messenger RNA from Topomyia yanbarensis, 482 nucleotides. RefSeq names its product hypertrehalosaemic prohormone-like. Gene Ontology annotation, molecular function: hormone activity. The record is from RefSeq and is a predicted model, not a curated record. The transcript is spliced from 3 exons. The coding region runs from base 95 to 334 and encodes 79 amino acids. Gene Ontology annotation, cellular component: extracellular region. Lineage: Eukaryota; Metazoa; Arthropoda; Insecta; Diptera; Culicidae.